GGUUCGGUUGCGCUGUUGCCGCCCCUCGUACAUCGUUCGGCUUGGUGGAUGCUUGGUUUUUCUGGGGUUGCAGCUGAUACCCUCCUCUGCUCCUCUUUCAUUGCUUGCGCUGCCUUCCCCUUCUGCCUCCCUCCGUCUCUCCACUCUCUCACUGCCAGAGGCCUCUGAUCAUUUGACCUACCAACUUCGGCCGCUUCCGCAGCCGCUCGCACACCCCCAGUUGAAUUGAAAGAGGUUUCAUACUUGGAAUAUCUCCAAUGGGUAAAAGAAGAAGUUCCGACAAAGUACAAGAUGUGGGUGUCCAAGACAAUGCGGCUGUGGAGGAGGCUGCUGCUGAGCCUAAAAAGAAGAAAAUGAAAGAAGACAAGAAGAUUUCUAAGAAGGUAGAGGAGGGCACGGCUGCUCCCUCUGCUUCUACUUCCGUGUCUUACAUGGAGAAAAAGAAGAAAAAGAAAGCACUUGACAAGGAGAGGCACCGUGCUGCUUUAGAAAAUCAAGAACAGAAGCCUAAAAGUACGACUGCAGAAAAAGGACCCAGUGAGAUUGUGGCUCCUGUUAUUUCUUCAAAAAGCAGUGAUUUGCCCGAGUUUCAUAUUAGUGUCUUCAAGGAUUUGGCCUCGGCAGAGGCUUCAGUGAGGGAUGCUUCAGUCGAGUCUUUGGUGAAAGAGUUGCAGGAAGUUCAGAAGGCAUAUGAUCGGCUGGAGAAGAAGGAGUUGGUUACUGGUGGGCCAAAAUUAGAAGCUGAGAAGGAUGAUGGCUUGAAUGAUUGUGCCCCUUCUCUAAGAUAUGCAAUCCGGAGACUUAUUCGUGGUGUUUCGUCAUCUAGAGAGUGUGCAAGACAGGGGUUUGCAUUGGGUUUGGCUCUUUUAGUCGAUACAAUCCCCUGCAUCAAAGUGGACGCCAUCUUAAAACUUUCUGUUGAUUUGUUGGAAGUAUCUUCAUCAAUGAAGGGCCAGGAAGUGAAGGAUUGCCUUCUAGGCCGUUUGUUUGUAUAUGGUGCGCUUUCUCGGACAGGACGACUGGUGAAAGAGUUGCUUGCAGACAACAGUACUCCAUACAUCAAGGAAUAUACAAGUACUCUUAUAUCUCUUUCAGCAAAGAAGCGGUAUCUGCAGGAGCCUGCUGUCUGCAUUCUUCUGGAAUUGGUUGAAAAGCUGCCUUCGGAGUCUGUCUUAACUCAUGUACUUGGUGCUCCUGGAAUGGCUGAGUUGUUUCAGGGAGCUGCUGAAAGUGGAAAUCCCGAUGCUUUGCUUCUAGCGCUGAAGAUUCAGGAAAAAACUGGUAGCAGCAAACCGACUCUCGGAAAGCUUUUGCCAAACCCAUUCAGCCCAAGCAAAUUUUUUUCUUCAGAUAAUUUAUCUUUCCUUGCCAAUUGUUUUAAGGAAUCCACUUUUUGCCAACCUCGUGUGCAUAGUGUAUGGCCCGUGAUUGUGAACAUCCUUUUGCCUGAAGUGGUUGUACAAGAGGAAGAUGCCACAGCAGUUUCAAGUUCCUUAAAGAAGCACAAGAAAGGACGCAAGUCGAGUCCUUCUGAAGAGGAAACCACCAAAAACCUGCGAUCCUUCUGUGAAGUGGUGAUUGAGGGAUCACUUCUUCUUUCAUCGCAUGACCGAAAACACUUGGCUCUCGAUAUUGUGCUCCUCCUCCUCCCAAGGCUGCCUGCAUCUCUUGUCCAAAUUGUUUUGUCUUACAAGGUUGUCCAGUGUCUCAUGGAUGCUCUCUCAACAAAAAAUUCAUGGUUGUACAAGGUUGCCCAGCAUUUCUUGAAGGAGUUGUCAAGUUGGGUGGCGAAUGAUGAUGUUCGAAGAGUGGCAGUUAUAGUAUCUUUCCAAAAGCACAGCAACGGAAAGUUUGAUAUAAUUACACAGACAAAAACUGUAAAAAAUCUGGUCACAGAUUUCCAAACUGAGUCGGGCUCUAUGCUAUUCAUUCAGAGUUUAACAAACAUGUUUGUCGAUGAUGGUCCUGCUUCUGAGGAACCGUCUGAUCAGAGUCAAACGACUGAUGACAAUUCUGAGAUAGCUUCUGUUGAGGAUAAAGAUUCUUCAGCUGGAAACUCUGACUUCUUGAAGAGUUGGGUGGUGGAGUCUAUUCCCAGUGUGUUGAAAAAAUUGAACCUUGAGUCUGAUUCGAAGUUUCGGGUGCAGAAAGAAGUUCUGAAGUUCCUUGCUGUCCAAGGCCUUUUCACAUUCUCUCUCGGCAAUGAAAUAACAUCAUUUGAGCUGCAGGAGAAGUUCAGGUGGCCCAAGUCAGCCACUUCGAGCAGUCUCUGCAGAAUGUGCAUUGAGCAGCUACAGUCUCUGCUGGCCACGGCCCAGAAGGGGGAGGGCCAAGAUGCCUCCGUGAACACUGUGGAAAGGAAUGAUCUUGGAGCUUACUUCAUUGGAUUUCUUUCGACCUUACGUAACAUUCCCUCAGUCUCACUCUUUCGGAAUCUGAGUGAGGAGGAUGAAAAAGCAUUCAAAGACUUGCAGGAGAUGGAAAUCAGACUUUAUAGAGAGGAAAGGAAUAGUGAACUCAGAUCCUACGCACAGAAACUGCACUCUGUGAGGUACUUGCUGAUUCAAUUGCUUCUCCAAGUUCUUCUUCAGCCUGAAGAGUUUGUAGAAGCUGCUUCUGAGCUUUUAAUAUGCUGUAAAAAGGUGUUUUCUCCUCCUGAUCUUCUCGAAUCUCCUUCUGGAGAGGAUGAUGAUUCGAGUGGUGAGGGGGCACCCAAGUUAAUGGACGUGCUUGUAGACACUUUGCUGUCCUUGCUGCCUCAGUCAUCUGCUCCUAUGAGGUCCGCUAUUGAGCAGGUUUUCAAAAACUUUUGCUCCGAUGUCACUGAUGAUGGACUGCAACGAAUGUUACGGGUGAUAAAGAAAGAUCUUAAACCAGCUAGACAUCAGGAUGUGGAGGAUGUAGAUGAUGACGAUGACGACAACGAAGAUCUUCUCGGCAUCGAAGAAGAGGAGGAAGCUGAUGAAACUGAAACAGGUGAUACAGCUGAGAGCGAUGGGCUAACCGAUGACUCCGAGGCAGCAACAGGCUUUGAACCAAAUGGUGAGGGAGGAGAUUCUGAUGGUUCAGAAGAUUCUGAUGAAGGGAUGGAUGAUGAUGCAAUGUUCCGAAUGGAUAAAUACCUUGCCCAGAUUUUCAAGGAGCGGAAAAGCCAGGGUGGGAUUGAAACUGCUCAUUCACAGCUUGUAUUGUUCAAACUUCGUGUCCUUUCAUUGCUGGAGAUAUAUCUCCAUGAAAAUCCAGGUAAACCUCAAGUUUUGAACGUGUACUCAAAUCUUGCUCGGGCAUUUGUUAACCCAAGUACGGCAGAAGGCAGUGAGCAACUCAGUCAAAGAAUUUGGGGGAUCUUGCAGAAGAAAAUAUUCAAAGCCAAGGACUACCCAAAGGGCCAAUCAAUCCAACUCUCCUCUUUGGAAUCCUUAUUAGAGAAGAACCUGAGAUGGGCCUCAAAACCCUUCAAGAGAAAGUCAACUAACAACCAGUCCAAGCAGCAGUCAGCCUCGCGGCACAAGAUGAUCGUGUCUCUCGCUCAGAACUCAACUUACUGGAUCCUCAAAAUUAUCGAUGCUAGGAACUACUCAGAGACUGAACUUCAGAAGGUUUUCGAUAUCUUCCGAACUGUUGUUACGGAAUACCUUGAUAGGAAGAAAUCGCAGAUAAAGUCUGAAUUCUUAAAAGAGAUUUUCCGGAGAAGGCCAUGGAUCGGGCGUGAGCUCUUUGGCUACAUCCUUGAGAAGUGCGGGUCAUCGAAGUCAGAGUUUCGGCGGGUGGAAUCUCUCGAUCUGAUAAGCGAGAUUUUGAGACAGAUGUUCCCUUCUGGUUUGCGCGAACAGAACCAGGAUUCCAAGAAGUUUUUGAAGAGCCAUAUACAGAAACUCAGUCACCUUGUCGGGGCACUGGUGACUGAUAUGCCUAAGAAGAAGUCGAGGAGGUCUGACGUACGAAAGUUCUGUGGGAAGCUGUUCCAGGAAUUGUCCUCCGCCAACCUAACCAAGUCAUUUCUCAAGGACUUGGGUCCCGAUGCCCAAGCUGCCUGUGAAUGUCAGCUCGGGAAUUUGUUUAUUAAUCUUAAGAAGGCGGAAGCGUAGCCGGAUAAGGAUUUGAUCCAAAAGAGAAUACAUCAACUCUACUCCGGUUGAGACGGGCUUUCAGACCGCGGGACUAUUACUUGGAGUUACACUCCCAUUGUUUCGAGAACCUCUGGUUUCCUCUUGUUGGCAGGUGAAAAAUUUUGCAGAUUUGUAUCCUUUUUGUUGUAUGGUUUUAGUUAGCGAACUACUGGCUGUUAGAAGUGGAGGUUGGUCCUAUACCGAAAGCGCAGGCUACUAAAUUUUGUGACAGUUGUAGAUUAGGUUCUCUUGUGUUGCAGUAUUGAGAAUCCUCACAUUUUUAUUGCAACUGUUGGGAUUAUGAACUGA
Messenger RNA from Punica granatum (pomegranate), 4418 nucleotides. The record is from RefSeq and is a predicted model, not a curated record. NCBI's taxonomy places the organism in Eukaryota, Viridiplantae, Streptophyta, Magnoliopsida, Myrtales, Lythraceae.